GGGUGGGAGGACGAGCUUCUUGGUGACGUAAGACCUGAGGAGGGGCGUGCCUUCUGAGUGACUCUUCGCCUGGAAGGGGGCGGGCUCUUAAUGACGAAACUCCGGGGAGGAGACAGGCGUUCAUUGAUAAAAACGCCGGGCUCCCUCGGGCGCGAGCGCAGCGUAGCAAACCCAGGCAGUGCCACGCGCGGCCCGGGCCUGGCGGAACAGAAACAAGCCGGGCCCGCGCUGCGACGCACCGCCUGCAUGGAGCCCGCCGCCGGCUUCCUAUCCCCGCGUCCCUUCCCGCGUGCUGCCGCCCCGCCCGCGCCCCCUGCCGGGCCCGGGCCGCCUGAGAAUGCCUCGCCGGGACCUGAUCUGGAGAUGCUGGCCGGACCACCGGCGCCGGACUCAGGGCGCCUCAUCACCGACCCGCGCAGCGGCCGCACCUACUUCAAAGGCCGCCUGUUGGGCAAGGGGGGCUUUGCCCGCUGCUACGAGGCCACUGACACGGAGACCGGCAACGCCUACGCUGUCAAAGUCAUCUCACAGAGCCGCAUCACCAAGCCGCAUCAACGCGAGAAGAUCCUAAAUGAGAUUGAGCUGCACCGCGGCCUGCAGCACCGCCACAUCGUGCGUUUCUCACACCACUUUGAGGAUGCUGACAACAUAUACAUUUUCCUGGAGCUCUGCAGCCGAAAGUCCCUGGCCCACAUCUGGAAGGCCCGGCACACCCUGUUGGAGCCAGAGGUGCGCUACUACCUGCGCCAGAUCCUUUCCGGACUCAAGUACUUGCACCAGCGGGGCAUCCUACAUCGAGACCUCAAGCUGGGAAAUUUUUUUAUCACUGAGAACAUGGAACUGAAGAUGGGGGACUUUGGGCUGGCAACCCGGUUGGAACCCCCGGAACAUAGGAAGAAAACCAUCUGUGGCACCCCCAAUUAUGUGGCUCCAGAAGUGCUGCAAAGACAGGGCCAUGGCCCUGAGGCAGACGUGUGGUCCCUGGGCUGUGUCAUGUACACACUGCUGUGUGGGAGUCCCCCCUUUGAGACAGUUGACUUGAAGGAGACCUAUCGCUGCAUCAAACAGGUUCACUACACACUGCCUGCCAGCCUCUCACUGCCUGCCCGGCAGCUCCUGGCUGCCAUCCUUCGAGCCUCGCCCCAAGACCGCCCCUCAAUUGACCAGAUCCUGCACCAUGACUUCUUUACCAAGGGCUACACCCCCGACCGGCUCCCUGUCAGCAGCUGUGUGACAGUCCCAGACCUGAUACCCCUUAACCCAGCUAGGAUUCUGCUUGUCAAAGUUACCAAGAGCCUCUUUGGCAGGAAGAAGAAGAGAAGCCUGCGGGGUGGGCAGGAUACUGAGGGCUAUAUCUUCCCCCACCCAGGUAAGAACCAUCCUGAGGAGCGGGACGAGGUCUCCGGUUUGGUGAAUGGCCUCACUCGGACGUCCAUUGGGCAUCAAGAUGCCAGGCCUGAGGCUCCAGCAGCUUCUGGUCCAGCACCCCUCAGCUUGGUAGAGACGGCACCUGAGGACAGCUCACCCCGUGGGACACUGGCAAGCAGUGGAGAUGGGUUUGAAGAAGGUCUGACUGUGGCCACAGUGGUGGAGUCAGCCCUCUGUGCUCUGAGAAACUGCCUGGCCUUCAUGCCCCCAGCGGAACAGAACCCAGCUCCCCUUGCACAGCCAGAGCCUCUGGUAUGGGUCAGCAAGUGGGUUGACUACUCCAACAAAUUUGGCUUUGGGUAUCAACUGUCCAGCCGCCGUGUGGCUGUGCUUUUCAACAAUGGCACACAUAUGGCCCUUUCAGCCAACAGAAAGACUGUGCACUACAACCCUACCAGCACAAAACACUUCUCUUUCUCUGUGGGUGCUGUGCCUCGGGCCCUGCAGCCUCAGCUUGGUGUCCUACGAUAUUUUGCCUCCUACAUGGAGCAGCGUCUCAUGAAGGGUGGUGAUCUGCCCAGUGUGGAAGAAGUGGAGAUGCCUGUCCCCCCACUCUUGCUGCAGUGGGUCAAGACUGAUCAGGCCCUACUCAUGCUGUUUAGUGAUGGUACUGUCCAGGUGAACUUCUAUGGCGACCACACAAAACUGAUCCUCAGUGGCUGGGAGCCCCUGCUUGUGACUUUUGUGGCCCGCAAUCGCAGUGCUUGCACUUACCUCGCUUCCCACCUUCGGCAGCUGGGCUGUUCUCCGGACCUGCGGCAGCGGCUCCGCUAUGCUCUGCGUCUGCUCCGGGACCGCUGCCCAGCCUAGGCCCCAACCUGCAGAGCAGGCCUUGACCUAAAGCCUCAGGGCUGGGGCCUGUGCCUGUAAGGCUGUGGCCUUUGCCUUUGUGGGCCUCCCUGUCCCUUCGGUGCCUCACUGGGGGCUGUGGGCCGAAUCCCCCAGGGAAUCAGGGACCAGCUUUACUGCGGUUGGAGUCUGCCUGUCUCGGCAGCCUCCUACCCCUUCUCCAAGAAAAGCCUGAGCCUUAGUCCCCAGCUAGGGGACGUUAUUUAUGGACCACUUUUAUUUAUUGACAGACAUUUAUUUAUUGGGAUUGAGCCCCAGGGAGGGCCUCCUCCUGGGAUAAUAAACCGUUUUUGCAUAA
Molecule: messenger RNA, 2575 nt
Organism: Prionailurus viverrinus (fishing cat)
Lineage: Eukaryota; Metazoa; Chordata; Mammalia; Carnivora; Felidae
Gene: PLK3
Product: polo like kinase 3
Exons: 15
Coding region: 91-2238 (715 amino acids)
Biological process (GO): mitotic cell cycle; Golgi disassembly; DNA damage response
Cellular component (GO): nucleus; cytoplasm; centrosome
Molecular function (GO): protein serine/threonine kinase activity; protein binding; ATP binding
Source: RefSeq, a predicted model, not a curated record